GGAUGAAUUAAACAUGCCUCGGGAAAGAAGAAGAAGAGGAGGAGGAGGAGAGUGCCGGAAACUUAGGGGCUCAACCAGGCGUGGGGAGAAAGCUGCGGCCACUGUGCGGGAGUGAAGCAGCCUGGCUAGAAGUGAACAGUCUGAGUACAGCGGCGGCACAGCAGAGCGAAAUCCAGGCGCGGCGCGGACACCAAGCAGGCACUCCGACUCACUGCCACCCAGCACGCGCCGCGCUCACUUCAAAGACUCGCUAGGCCUUUUCACCAUUUGCCUCUCAGGAUCAUGUAAAGAGUGACCCUAAACAAAAGUGAGCUCCGUCAAGUUUAUCUAAGCUCUCGUUAAUAACUAUAAUACUACCUUGAAUUAUUAGUGUUUGUCUAACUUUGUACAAAGAAAAGAAAGUUGUCCUAUUAUAUUCGAACUGAAAAGGAAAGAACGCAGAGUUAUUAAAAGGAACAACAUACUGUGAAUUCUACUACCAGUGCCAAUUAAGGAGUGAAUUUGUCGAUGAGGUUUCUUCGACCAAAUCUCACUAACGGGAGGUGAUGGCCGCUGCGGAUAUGUAGUUACUGUUGCUGUUGUUGCUGCUGCUGCUGCUCACCGGGGCCGCGAUAUGUGGUUUGUGGGGAAGGUGUUCGUGGCGGGCCUGCUGAUGGUCGGCGGGCCAGGGGUGUGGGCAGCACGCGAGAGAGACGCAGCCACAUCCCAUGGAAGCUCUUCUGAGGAAGCAAGUGAUGCCUGGACUGACCAAGAGGCCACGGAGAGCCUAAAGAGCUUCUUCUCAAUCAACCAACCCCGACAACAGGGAGGCCGAUCACAAUGGGCGCCGCCGCCCUGGGGUCGUCCAGCAGAGCCGCGCCCCAACCUCCCGUGGCACACCGCUCCCAGGACCCCGCCGACCACCACACGUCGGCCGCCCAAAUACAGCUUGCGUCUGAGUCCCUUCCAGGGACUUACCCCUUCGAGAGUGAGGUGCGGGGUGACAGCUACCACUCCCGCAUCAGAUUCCAUCACAUGGCCAACAACGCCAAGCUGAACCAUCCCCCCAGAGGCCAGACCUUCGGCAACUGGGGCUUCCCAAAGUUCUCACAUGAUGGCAGGGAUUCGCACUCUCAUGAACACGAUUCCCAACACACAGACACAUUUUAUGACAAUUCCCAAGAGAUAGGCACUUCAAUUCGUGGAUCUCACGAGACAAGAGAUUCUCUUGGACCCACAGGAGCAUCGCCACCACGCCCCGGCAGGUCACAUUACCAACAACAGCCUGUGAGAGAAGGUACACUGGAAACAUUACCUUAUCCUGACGAUUACCCAGACACAUUCCCUGAGACAGAAGCUCCUCAACCCACGCACACGCACUCUGACAACCACAAAAAUGUACAAAUUUCACAACAGCUUCCCGACCCACUCCAUCAGCCCCAUGACAGCUCGGGGAGUGAGCCGUCUCUGGAAGUGAAUGAACGAGCACCUCCCCAGGACUCCCAGGCAGCAAAACCUUUCCUGCAACCAGGUAACAUGGACACACUUUUGGAAGGAAGUCAACUGGAAGACGAUAAGUUCGGAGGCAACACAAGCCUCGACUACCUGGACGAUGAUAAACCUAUCACCAGUGAGUCACCUGGCGAAGAUCAACCUGACACCUCACACCAUCUGCCAGACUCGUCCCAUCGUGGUCCUGAAGCUCCAGUCUCGACAGCAGCACGUGAAGAUGCAACAACUGAGGAUGAAGUAGCUUUUUCUUCCCCUGUCUUGCCUAACGAUAACUUCCAUGACUAUGUUGAUCCCAGUUUUGGCCACACAUCCCCAAGGACGUCAAGCGAGACCACACGACUGCCAAAUAAACCACAAGCCUCAGAAAACCUCACACCCACUAGCCCAGACGAUUACACCUCUGACUAUUACGACAAUCUGUACGAUGAGUUUUUGGAUUUGUAUUACGAUGAUCAAGAACAACAACAGCAACAAGAAAACCAACAACAUCAACAACACCAGCAACAGAACAAUCAAUACUCACACCAACAAGAGAACAAGCAACUCCCACACCAGAAACAGAGCCAGCAACACCCACACCCUCAGGAACAACAGCAUCACCAGCAGCCCAAUCAGGAUGAACAGCACCACCAGCAGCAUGAAGAGCCUGUCGGGCCGCGCUUCCCUCCUGUGCUGGAAGUGUUACAACCAGCAGACAAAGUUCCCACGAUCGCUGCCUCGCCGCCGCCACCUUCCUUAUCAUCCACUCCAUCCGCGACAUUUUUGCAGUCCACAACAGGCACCACAUCAGCACCGCUCGGUGAGACAUCAGCGUCUACAUCACCACCGAGAGAUACACACACACAGACAUCACCAGACACCAUACACAUCACCACAUCCACACGUCCAUCAAAUGACAAAUUAACCACUGCCGAGACACCUGCCGCAACAAGUACAACCACCCCUACCACCACCACCACUACUUCUACAGAACCACCAACAACCACAUCACCACCACCACUCACAACUACAACAGUAGCUUCCACAACUACACCUACAACCACCACUACAACAAGUACUACAAGCACCACAACUUCACCAACCACAAGCAUCACAACCACAUCUAGCACAACCACCACAACCAUAAGGCCACAAGACACCACAACAGAAGUUACCACCACUACCACUGCAGGAACCCGCGGGAGGCAACGGGACGGCAGCUCGAGGGCAGGAGCAGGCAGGGCACAAGGAAGAGCCAUCAGCCUGUCCGAGGUCCUUCAGGGGUUGGGUCUGGGGCUUCCGCAGUUCCUGGUGGCCCUGAAGACACACGGUCUCACCCUUAAAGACUUCACAUCCAAAGUUCAGGACCAAGGGCUCACGCAGUCGCAGUUCAGGAAGGUGAAGGGCAACUUGACAACUCUUAUCUCUUUCCUGAAGGAGGGAGAAGAGGAGGAAGAGGCUGUGGAGGAGGUGGAAACAAAAGAGACGGGGAAAGAGGAAGAAUCGGAGACUGAGAGCGGAGAGAAGCAAAAUGGAGAGAGGAAAGCCCCCACCAUUCCUUACUGGCUCACUUCUAAACCACCAUGGCCGACAACUACCACCACCACUACAACCACAACCACUACUACCACUACACCAACCACCACCACUACCACAACUACUCCAGUACCCUCGCAGCCUCCGAAGAUAUUUGGCUUCCAACCUGGUGGACAAUCAAAAUUUUCAGAGGGGCAAAGAGCUGGCAAUAAGUCUGUGUCCGGAGAUGAAACAGAAGAGGGAGGAGCAGGACAACAAGAAGCAGGAGGUGAAGAGGCAAAGGAAGGAGCACCAAUCCCCAUCAAGCUUGACCUCGCCUCAGUCAUGCGGGAAAAGGGCCUGACCGCCUCGGAUAUCCUGCACGACUUAGGUUCCCUCUUCACAGUGGCUGACGACGAUGACAAUAACAAGACUGCUGGGACGGGAAAGAAAACGACUCCAACCAGCAUCGCAGCAGCAGAGGAAGGAAACACCACCACCAUAUCUACCCCACCUGAACCAGAUUCCGCAUCGCCUCCCUCUAGCCCCGUGUCCCUCAAGCCCUACAUCCCGCCAAGGACUCCCCAGAGGUUCCGACCACGUCCGUACCGGCCCCAGGGAGGGCUGCUGGAUGGAGGAUCUGGCCGCCAAAUCGUCACCAACCGACACCACACCACCACGCGCACCACACUCUUCCCGCCGUACGUGCCUCCCUCUACUACCCCGUACACCUACUCCGCCACCCAAGAGGAGGACGCCUCGGACACAGAGACGCGUCCUUCUGAACGUAACAAGAACUUUAACCGCUACGCCUUCGAGGACUACCACGACGACCCACCAGGCCCACACAUCACCCUCAACAUGACCAAGAGUGCGAUCAUGGCAGCCUCUGUGAUGGGCGGGGCGGCCAUGUGUGUGUUCCUGGCCAUCCUGGUGGUGGUAAUGUACCGAGGGCGUGUCAGGCUCCGUCGCACGCCCCUCGCUCUGGGCAGUGACUCUUCCACGUCCUCCACGCCGCCUCUGUAUGUGCCCCGCAUGAGAGCCAGUAUGGGAAAGGGGCCGCGCCAGACUGCAGGGUUCUGGGGGACACUCAAGAAGAGAUUCGAUCCUUAUUCCCACACUUCUUCCCUUAGCGCCAUAAGCUGAGUCACACACACACACACACACACACACACACACACACACACACACACACACACACACACACACACACACACACACACACACACACACAGGAAAGAAUAGUUAGGCAGUAGUUUCUUCCCCCUGUUUCAGUCUGUGUUCAGGCAUCCAGUCUCAGCCAACCCACGUCACCCCGCCAGCAGGUCCCGGCGAGGCUUGCACGUGACCAGUAUAUAACCACUAUUACGCCAGAGAGAGAGAGAGAGAGAGAGAGAGAGAGAGAGAGAGAGAGAGAGAGAGAGAGAGAGAGAGAGAGAGAGAGAGAGAGAGAGAGAGAGAGAGAGAGAGAGAGAGAGAGAGAGAGAGAGAGAGAGAGAGAGAGAGAGAGAGAGAGAGAGAGAGAAUCUGUGUUAACUGGCGUCGUGGGAGAUGUAUAGAUAACUAAGACUCUAGGAAGAGAUACUGUACGUACGUAUGUUCUAUGGAUAAGCAGAAACCUUGUUAUUGUAUUUAUUGUUGAAUAAAAAUUAAUGAUA
Messenger RNA from Portunus trituberculatus (swimming crab), 4643 nucleotides. Its product is annotated as mucin-17-like. NCBI's taxonomy places the organism in Eukaryota, Metazoa, Arthropoda, Malacostraca, Decapoda, Portunidae. The coding region runs from base 820 to 4131 and encodes 1103 amino acids. The transcript has 4 exons. The record is from RefSeq and is a predicted model, not a curated record.